Lachnellula hyalina is the source of this 738-nucleotide messenger RNA. RefSeq names its product MICOS subunit (gene MIC26). Gene Ontology annotation, biological process: cristae formation. Lineage: Eukaryota; Fungi; Ascomycota; Leotiomycetes; Helotiales; Lachnaceae. The record is from RefSeq and is a predicted model, not a curated record. The transcript has 3 exons. The coding region runs from base 1 to 738 and encodes 245 amino acids. Gene Ontology annotation, cellular component: MICOS complex; mitochondrial crista junction.
AUGGCUUCACGAUUGUUCCCGCGGCAGCGCUUUGCACCCGUGGCUACUGGUGCCGUCGUGGCCGGGAUAGCUCUUUUCCCAAAGACAACUCUACAUGCGGAGUCCCCCAGUGAGCCAGAGUCAAAAAAGUCAAUAUACGAUGACUAUGAAGCUCCCGCCGCUCCUCCAGCAAAAUCCGGCCCGCCUCAGACCACACCCGAAACCCCUACAAGAACCAAAUCCCCAACUCCCACCGACCGCCUAGCUGCUCAAAUAGGAAAGACGCGCAUGUUUCUCUACACUCGUGUUGCGGCUGCCGAGGACAAAGUCAACUCGUUCAUGGACUCGGCGCUGGAUCUCGAAUCAAGCUUCACCAGUACAAUCGCCUCCCUAGCACCAUCGCCGCAAUCUGGUGAGAAGCUCAUGCCCGGCGCUUUAUACGUGCUCGUCGCGACCAUGACCGGUAGCAUUAUCUCGCGGAACCGCAGCAUACUUCUCAGGGGUGCCUUACCACUAGCCGUCGGAAUCGGCGCGGGCUGGAUCGUGUUGCCGAUUACGAUGAGGAAUGUCUCAGAUCUGGUGUGGAAGUACGAGCAGAGGUUCCCAGUGAUUGCGGAUGGACAUAUCAGGACGAGAGAGGGUGUGGAGAAGGCUUGGAGGAUGGCGAGGGUUCAUACUCAGCAGGCUGUCAAUAUUGUGGAUGAUACGGUAGCUAGUGGGAGGGAGACUGUGGAGGAAUGGGUGAAGAAGGGCAAAUGA